Messenger RNA from Medicago truncatula (barrel medic), 845 nucleotides. RefSeq names its product miraculin. Gene Ontology annotation, molecular function: endopeptidase inhibitor activity. Lineage: Eukaryota; Viridiplantae; Streptophyta; Magnoliopsida; Fabales; Fabaceae. The transcript has a single exon. The record is from RefSeq and is a predicted model, not a curated record. Bases 65 to 703 code for a protein of 212 amino acids.
CCAUCAUAUCCUCAUUCAUUACCAAAACAAACAAAAUUAACAAAUAAAGCAUAAGCACACAACAAUGAAGGGUACAAUGCUAGCAUUUCUCCUUCUCUUUGCAUUGUCCUCGCAACCAUUACUUGGAUCAGCUGAAGCUUCACCCGAUCAAGUCAUUGACACAUCGGGCAAGAAGCUUCGAGCUGAUACAAAUUACUACAUCAUUCCGGCUAAACCAUUUACAACAUGUGGCUUUGUUAGUUGUUUCAAUAGUGGAGGCAUUGCUCUUGAAACCGUCGGCGAAUCUUGCCCUCUUGAUGUAGUAGUUGUGAAACAUAAUCAAGGUUUACCGUUGAGGUUCACACCCGUUAACAACAAGAAAGGCGUUGUUCGUGUCUCCACUGAUCUCAACAUAAAGUUCUCUAAUGAUGCUUAUGAUUCUAGAUGCCCUAACCAUUCCUUAGUGUGGAAGAUUGAUCCUUUUUCUAAAGAAGAAACAUUUGUGACCACUAAUGGUGUAUUGGGUAACCCAGGUUCUAAUACAAUCCACAAUUGGUUCCAAAUUGAGAAGUAUGAGGAUGCUUAUAAGUUGGUCUAUUGUCCCAAUGUGUGCCCUUCUUGCAAACAUGUAUGCAAAGAUAUUGGAAUUUAUGUGUAUAAGUAUAGGGAAAUGCGUUUGGCUCUCACCAAUGUUCCCUUUAAAGUAAAGUUCCAAAAGGCUUGAUCGAAGUUAAGCUUUUUCAAUGGCAACAAAGUACAAGUGUGUUUAUAACUUAUAAGGAUUAUUAAGUUUUAUUUUCCUUGUUAAGAAUAAAAAUAUAUGAAUGAAUAAAAAAAAUUCUAAUCUAUACUUUUCUCAUUGUAUA